Molecule: messenger RNA, 738 nt
Organism: Spodoptera littoralis (African cotton leafworm)
Lineage: Eukaryota; Metazoa; Arthropoda; Insecta; Lepidoptera; Noctuidae
Source: the annotation of a GenBank genome assembly
AUGAUUUGUGUCCAAAAACUUAAUUUUCUUCGUAGUUUAGCUAGAACUAAAAGUGCAUCACCUAAAAUGAAGAUAGACAAGAUGGCGCCAGUAAUACAGAGCUCUGAAGAAUUUGCUUCAGUCAAAGCGGCAGAAUUCUUAGGCAAAGGCCAUGUUAUCGCAGUGCCAACUGACACAAUAUAUGGAUUGGCAUGUAGUGCCAACUGUCCCGAAGCUAUAAAAAAGUUGUAUGCAAUCAAAGGCAGAGAUUCAGCCAAGCCUGUGGCUAUUUGUGUGACACAUGUAAAUGAUGUAAGAAAAUGGGGUGAAUCGGAUCACUUACCUGAUGAUCUACUACACAGCUUGCUUCCAGGACCAGUGACAGUGGUUUUAGAAAAGACAAAAUAUCUUGACAAUCCUUUUUUAAACCCUAAUACAACUAAAAUAGGUAUCAGAAUACCAAAUCACAAUUUUAUGAACAGAGUUACAAAGAGUUUUGAUAAGCCUGUUGCAUUGACAAGUGCAAACUUCAGCAAUGAGCAAUCUACUUUGUCUAUCAGAGAAUUUGAACACCUAUUUGGUCAUUUGGGAGCUGUCUUUGAUGGAGGUGUGUUAAGUCAAGGGCUGGAGCAGAAUAGGACUGGGUCCACUGUGAUAGACUUGUCCCAAAAUGGUGUCUACAAUGUGGUUAGAAGAGGUAUUUCCUAUGAUCGAGUAGUCAAGAUUGUAGAAUGUUUUGGUUUAAAAUGUAUGUCAUAA